Corylus avellana is the source of this 3080-nucleotide messenger RNA. The record is from RefSeq and is a predicted model, not a curated record. NCBI's taxonomy places the organism in Eukaryota, Viridiplantae, Streptophyta, Magnoliopsida, Fagales, Betulaceae.
CACUAGGGUUUAAGCAAUUAACCCUUCCAUUUUUCUGUCUCUCCCUCAAACACACAAACACAAACACACUCACAGAGAGAGACACCAACAUGUCACUCUUUCGCCUCGUCCUCCUCCGCUCUCUCCGCCGCUCCUCGGCCACCUUUUCCCCCAACCCACAAACGCAAACCUUAACCCCACUUCUCAAUCAUCUCCAAAGCCCCAACACCGAAUUCCAAACCACAUCGACGCGCGGCUUCGCGUUCUCGUCGGCAGAGGAAGCCGCAGCGGAGAGGCGGCGCAGGAAGCGCCGGCUGCGUAUCGAGCCGCCUCUGCACGCGCUCCGGCGCGAUCAGGGCCCGCCACAGCGUGACCCAAACGCGCCCCGGCUGCCGGACUCGACGUCAGCGCUGGUGGGGCCGCGGCUGAACCUCCACAACCGCGUGCAGUCGCUGAUUAGAGCUGGCGACCUGGACGCCGCCUCCGCCGUGGCGCGCCAUUCCGUGUUCUCCAACACCCGACCCACCGUCUUCACUUGCAAUGCCAUCAUAGCUGCCAUGUACCGCGCCAAGAGGUACAAUGAUGCUGUUGCUCUAUUCCAAUACUUCUUCAACCAAUACAAUAUUAUUCCGAAUGUUGUGUCUUACAAUAAUUUGAUUAAUACCCAUUGUGAUGAGGGGAGGGUUGACGAGGCGAUGGAAGUUUAUCGCCAUAUUAUUGAGAACGCACCAUUUAGUCCGUCAUCGGUCACAUACCGGCACUUGACAAAAGGGUUGAUUGAUGCAGGACGGAUUGAGGAGGCAGUGGAACUUUUGAGGGAAAUGUUGAAUAAGGGGCAGGGUGCGGACUCAUUGGUUUAUAACAAUUUGAUUAAGGGGUUUCUAGAGUUGGGGAAUCUGGAUAAGGCGAAUGAGCUUUUUGAUGAGCUUAAGGAGAGGUGUCAGGUUUAUGAUGGGGUUGUGAAUGCAACAUUUAUGGAUUGGUUUUUUAAUCAGGGGAAACCGAAGGAGGCGAUGGAGUCAUAUAAAUCCUGGCUGGAUCGCCAGUUUAAGAUAGUGCCUGCGACUUGUAAUGUUCUUUUGGAGGUGUUGCUUAAGCACGAGAAGAAAAAGGAGGCUUGGGCGUUGUUUGAUUUGAUGUUGGAUAAUCACUCCCCGCCAAAUUCCCAAGCAGUGAAUUCGGACACGUUUAACAUAAUGGUUAAUGAGUGUUUUAAGCUUGGCAAGAUUGAGGAGGCAAUUCCCACAUUUAAGAAGGUGGGAGUGAAGACAAAUUCGAAGGCUUUCCAAAUGGAUGUUGCAGGGUAUAAUAAUAUCAUUUCUCGAUUUUGUGAGAAUGGGAUGUUAUCAGAGGCGGAGAUGAUGUUUGCAGAAUUGACAGCAAAGUCAUUGUCCCCAGAUGUCACAAGUCAUAGGACUUUAAUUGAUGCAUUUUUGAAAGCGGACAGAAUUGAUGAUGCUUUAAAGGUGUUCAAUAGAAUGGUAGAUGCUGGCUUAAGGGUAAUUGCUAAUUUUGGCAACAGGGUAUUCGAUGAAUUGAUCAGGAAUGGCAAGGUAAUGGAUUGCGCACAGAUUUUGUCUAAAAUGGGAGAAAAAGAUCCAAAACCAGAUCCUACUUGCUAUGAGGUUGUGAUAAAGGGACUUUGCAAUGAAGGUAUAUUGGACAAGAGCCAGGAUUUACUGGGCGAGAUGAUGAGGUAUGGUGUUGGACUUACUCCUGCAUUGCAGGAAUCUGUAAGUGAGGUGUUUGGGAAAGCUGGGCGUGGUGAAGAGAUUGAGAGACUGUUACGUAUGAAUUGGUGGGGAUCUGCACAUGUGCAAUCAAGAACACCUCCUCGAACAGCAGGACCUUCUCAUCCACCUUUGGGACCCCCUCAAAUGACAAGACCUCAACACCCACCAUCUGAAUAUGCUCAAAUGGCCAGACCACAGUACACACCAUCUGGACCCCCUCAAAUGUCCGCACCACAGUACCCGCCAUCCAGAUCCCCUCAAAUGACAUGGCAGCACCACUCUCCAUCAGGACCCACCCAAAUGCAGCAGCACUUUCCAUCUGGACCUCGUAAUAUGGCCGGACUACACCACCCACCAGCAGGAACCCCUUCAAUGACAGAACCACAUAAUCCACCAUCUGGACUGACUCAAAAGGUAGGGCUAUCAGGACCCACGCAAAUGGCAUGGCAGCAGCACUCUCCAUCUGGACCCUCUCAAAUGGCAUGGCAACAGCACUCUCCAUCAGGACCCUCUCAAACGGCAUGGCAGCAGCACUCUCCAUCAGGACCCUCUCAAAUGGCAUGGCAACAGCACUCUCCAUCAGGACCUUCUCAAACGGCAUGGCAGCAGCACUCUCCAUCAGGACCCUCUCAAAUGGCAUGGCAGCAGCACUCCCCAUCUGGACCUCCUCACAUAGCUAGACUCCAGCACCAACCAUCAGGAACCCCUCUAAUGACAGAACCAAGUUAUCCACCAUCUGGAGUGAGUCAAAUGGAAGGGCUGCGGCACCCACAGCCAGGACCUCCUCAAAGGAAUGGACCCUAUCAAUCGUCAUCAGAAAUUCCUCUAACUGCAGAACAGGAUCUUGUGCGGGAACCGGUUUGUGCUAACAGUAUCAGGAAGUUGUGAAAUUAUGAAUGCUUUUAUGCCUGUGUAUUUUGAUAAAUCGCAGUGUAGUUGUGGACAUUUGCUUUGAUGUUUGCUCUUCCCAUGCAGAACAUGCGAAAAGUUAAAUGUUUGCUUCGAGAAGCUUUCUAGUUUUUCAACAUCAACAAGUACUUUCACACUUUGAUUCCUCACAACUCAAUCUAAAUUAUCAACUCGUUCACUCGGUGCCGAGCAAUGCAAGGCGUGCAACAAAAGCAGAGAAGAUUGUGUAGUAGAUAUCAUUGCUAUAUUUAUACUAAAUUCAUUUGGCUAGGUUUUGAGGCUUUUCUAGAUAUAAUUUUUUUGUUUUGUUUUGCUACCCUUUUGUCUUCUCUAGGCUCUUGUUUGUAUUGGCUUCCCCAACUUGGCUUUUAAGCCUGUUGUUUUUUGGGGUUGGCUUGCUCUUGUUGAAUAUUUUCAAUAAAGUUAUUACUUAAUAAAAAAAAUUAAUGUUUAUACUCA